This is a messenger RNA of Larimichthys crocea (large yellow croaker), 5457 nucleotides long. It is a transcript of the gene entrep3, whose product is annotated as family with sequence similarity 189 member B. The record is from RefSeq and is a predicted model, not a curated record. The transcript has 14 exons. Bases 1393 to 3618 code for a protein of 741 amino acids. Gene Ontology annotation, cellular component: membrane. NCBI's taxonomy places the organism in Eukaryota, Metazoa, Chordata, Actinopteri, Sciaenidae.
GCGCGCUCUGCCGCAUCUUCAAGUUGCCUGCACGUAAUGCUGCGUGCCUUGUCAUCACGCAGGCCAGGUUUAGGUUUGCAAACACGAUACAUUUCUUCUCGCUGUGCCAGAGCUAUACCGAGGAACAGAGGAAAGGACGUGAGGGCAGCAGAGGGCGGGGCAAACUGAAAGAAGAAUUACGAAUAAACUCGGAUGGAUUUAAACAUGUAAUCCCGGAACAUAGGUAGGCUGUAAACUAUGUUGUUAGGAUCAUGUGACGCCUGGAGGGAGGCAGUGAGGUGAACGUCCGGGAUACAUACACACACGCACACAAACACACGGGCUGUGAACGGGAUGCCCGCGUGACUGCAGGGAGGAAAGAGGCGGCGGAGGUGGUGGUGGUGGAGGGAAGGAGGAGGAGGAGGAGUGGGGGGCUCUAGGUGCGUGGACCACCGCAAAACCCCCGAGGUGGAGUUGUCAAAGAUCGAAACCUGUAAGGAAAGAUUCAUUCCAGCCCCGGCUGCUAUUUUUGGUGCAGUUUGAAAAUCGAUGGAGGAUAUUAGGUAAUUAGUCUUGCUUCUCGAACGAACCGAUGUGAUCUCCACACCGUCUUUUUUUUUUUUUUUCUGUUCCUUGACGGGAUGAGGAACUAACAUAAGGUCGCGGGAGAGGGGAGCGCACAUGUUUCGGAUGUUGCUCCUCAUGAAUGGACACACGGACUGACCGGCUCCUGUCAUCCCAGCUUGGAGAGAGGUGGAGGGGAGGGGAGCUGAAAACAACGAGAGAUCAGCUGCUUUCUUUGGGAUGCUUUAAUAUUUGCGGCCUGCUCGGUCUCCAGUUACCGCAAUGCCACUGACAAGAGGAGGGAGAGGUGGAAGGGAGGUGAUGGAGAGGAGGGAGCAGCAAAAAGCAAAUGAGUAUAACGAUGUGUAGAUUGCAACAACAAAAAAAAGUCACCCCAUAUGUGUGUGUGAUUGCGUUUUAACCAGAGAGUGACCGAGCAGGAGGCUGGUAUAGACUGUACUCUAUAGGCUGUAGUGGCCUGUGAACUGCAUGGGGUGAAAGAGACACUGUAUUGACUGAAGCUAUCUUAGUAUCAUGGCUGAAACGUCAAAUGAGGUGAGUACGGUGGCUGUGAGUGUGUAGUGGCUGCUCAAUUCUCAACUUUCUGCUGACAAAGUUCUUGGACUCACUCACCGGACUAUAGUGCGCACCAUGGGGCAUUGCGCAGAACCUAUGGCACCUGCCAGUGGAGAGUUUGGUGCAUAAUUGUGACAGAGUGGAGCUCUGGAGCCAACAUUUAUGUCUCUCCCUCUUCUGCACUUCUACCCACACAGCUGAACUUUGUUUUAUGAACCCAGAGUAAGCGUGAAACCUCUUCCAGCCUCCUCCCCAAACACACACGAGCUCAACAUGCCUUCGCCAUCAGACUCUAGCAGCGUGGCUUCGGCCUCGGGGUCUAGAGGCUGGUCAGACAGCCGCAGAGGCAUGUCGGGUCGGGGGCCUGGUGGAGCACGGCUACUCCUGUACCUAGGGCUAUGCCACCUGGGUCUAGGAGCCAUGGUCCUGGCCUUCUCUUUCACCAGCAUGGCCUUCACCUCCUCAGCCCGCGUGAGGCAGUCCUGUCCGUUCUGGGCUGGCUUCUUUGUGGUGGCAUCAGGGGUAGUUGGAAUAAUCUCAUGGAGGAGACCUCUGACGCUGGUGGUGUCACUGUUCAUGCUGCUGUCCGCAGUGUGUGUGAUCCUCAGUCUGGCCGGCUCCAUGCUCUCCUGUCAAAACGCACAGAUGGUCAAGUCUAUGCUCACCUGCCAGGUGGAGAAUGGUCUGUGUGUGUGUUGUGCACCCACUCACUCCUGCUCCAUCACAGAGGAAGAGACCCUGGUCCUCUACCUGAACGCUGACUGUCACUCAGUCAGACAUCAGCUGAAGGACCUUUUGUUCAGCGCAUGUGGUCUCAGCAUUCUCUCCACUAUCAUCUGUACUCUGUCCACUGUGACCUGCAGUAUCCACAUAUUCUCUCUGGACCUUGUGCACCUGCUGGCCCCACAUCGCUCUCGUUCAGUCAACCCAGAAUGCACCACUCCUCAAGACGCCUUCCUAACCAACAUAAUGGACUUUGAGGAGUUUGUCCCACCCAUCCCUCCACCCCCCUACUAUCCUCCUGAGUACACCUGUAGCUCUGAAACUGACGCUCAGAGCAUCACCUACAAUGGCUCCAUGGAGAGUCCUGUUCCUCUCUACCCCACUGACUGCCCGCCUCCUUAUGAAGCUGUGAUGGGACAAAGAGCUGCAAGCCAGGCGACGGUGUAUGACCCCCAUGGCACUGAGCUGUCUGGAGAGAGAGGGACGUCUACAGCCUUCAGUGGAGAAGUGUCCAUGGACAGUGGAUCUCUGUUAAUGUCAGAAAUCGUGGACAUUCCAGAUGAUUCCUCCCCCUCCGAGGACUCCUGUCUGAUGGAGGUUGGUUUGAGGAUCCAAGGAGACAGGGGCAAUAGGAUGAGUGUUGAGGGAGGAGAAGGAGGAGACAGUGGGGAGUACAUCAGCUAUCGUGGUCCUCAAUCUCAGACACCAGAGAGUCCUCUGGCAGGAGGGCCAAGAGCCAGGCGCUUCCUCAGAGGAGAGAGGUCCAACUCCUGCUCUUCGCCCAGCACAGCGACCAACACAUACAGGUCUCCAGUAUUGCGUCGUCAGGCCAUGCUAGCUAGUAGCUGUUCCCAGCUGGAAGCAAUAGGUGGUUCUGCCUCUCAACAGCGAUCCUCCAUCCCAGAGUUACGAAUUCACCCUUCCACUCCUUUACGCCAAGGAGCUGCCCCAACCUCCUCUGUUCCUCCCACUUCAGCUGCCGGUGAGCAGUGUGGCGGGCAGGUUAAUGGGCAACUCAUCGCAGGCCAACCAUUGUACCUUCGACGAAGAGCCGGGAAGGGUGAGAAGGAUGGAGAAGGUGUAAGAAGGGAUAGUGAAGGGCUGCUGCGCCUUGUGAGGUCACACAGUGAGCCAGGGCUCGGCUCCUCGACUGAUACAGUUGACUUUGGCUCUGUAGGCAGCAAAGCAUCUAUAGACACAGGUCCCUCCUCUGAAGCAUGCCUGCUGCCCCGCACCUCCUUGCCUCCUGCUGCAGCUCUGCCAAGGAAAGGCAGCAUGAAAUCAACAGCCACGGGAGUGCAGCUCCCCUCCAAACCUCCGCCCACCUCACCGCUGCGUUUACCUAAAGACUGCCACCGUUCUCUAGGAGACCUUAAGGUGACUCGAGGUCUGGUGGCUCGCUUUCUACAGCGCUCCAAACGCAACCUAUCACCCUCCUCUGAGUAUGCUGGGAACAUAGUGCAGGGGCCUAAGAGGAGGAAUGCAGCUGAGGGCGCUGCCACCAACCAUCUGCCCCUGGAACAAGUGUUCCUGACCCCUUGGAACACCAGCCGAGGACACCCCAACUAUCACUCCCAUCAACCUCAUCGCCGUGGCCAUCACCACUCCCAUAGUGACAGUCGACACAACAGGCACCAAGGCAGUCGGGUGCCAGAGGGGAUCCACCUGCAGAGCUGUGGAGAUUUAAGCUCCUCCUCUGCAUCACUGCGUCGAUUACUGACGCCUCAUCCACCACAUGGGUCAUCAGGAGCUCUCUACUCAGAGUCUGCACUGUGAGGAGGAGAGGAGGGUGAAGGAGGGAUGGAGGAGGAUAAUAGGAGGCAUACAAGGUUGCAAGGAAGACAGGGAUGGGAGGAAAUGUGGCAGGAUGAUGACAAGGAGAGUCUAAUGCAGUUUAGUGGAGGUAUCUAGUACUGAAAUUGUGAAAGUCUUCCCUCCUUUCCCUCCGUGUCACCUCCGUUUCCUGAAGCCAACUGCAAAUGGCCUUAUUCAGUGGUGCUCUCCAUCACUCUGAACAUCAGCCUAAAGUUCACCCUAUUUCACUGUUCAACAUCACUGAAACGGUCACUAGAUGCUUAUUUCUGGGCAGCGUGGUCCCUGUUCUAACAACUGGCUGAGAUAACCAACCAGAAGCAUCUUCUCUAUGCUCCUCUCCCUCUCUCAGUACUCAUCUGGAAACAUACGUUCCUCAAGACUGGAGACACACCUCAACUAGCAUUCAUGCUACGACUUACUCACAUGUACAUUCAGUCAGUUACAUAAUUAUAGGUUGCAAUAUGCUUCUGGCCCUUUUGUACAUUGCUAUUCAUCCACAGGAUCGCUCAGGUGAAGUGAUCGUGAAAAACCUUAUUUUGUCUUCCAUUGAUAAAAAGAAAUGCAUCUAAAUAAACAUAUAGUUAGCUGAGUACAAUGUAAAAUAAUCAGAUGAGGUUACACAUGAGGACAAAUGCUCCCAGUUGCUAAUUUUGUCUUUUUCUUUUUUUUUUUUCCCACGUUCUCCACGCUUUUCAACCUCCACAUUGGCCUUCAAAAAUAUAAGGCAGCCAGCAUUUUUACCAUUUACAUUAAUGCACGCCACAGACACAUGCUCAGCCUUUGAAAUGUAUUAUCUGUGGGUGGCUCCUGGACAUGGUGGUUUGAUUUGCAUAUGUGCAUGUUUUUGCUACAGUCUCCCAAAUACAGCAGGAACCUUGUGCAUUCAGUCCUGACCCGUCUGUGUAAAACAAGUAACAUGUCCUCAGAAUGUCUUUAUCUGCAUGUUUUGACAAUGCUUCUUACUUUUUUCUCCCCUCUUACACCUAAGACCUAUGAUAGAACCAUUUGAAAUGUGUUUGUAAUAAUAGAUAGAUGAAAGUGGAGGUCAGAGUCAAAGAUGUGCAGUGCUCCCAAAGUUUUCUGCCAGAUGGCUUUGAACAAGCCUCUGCACCCUAAUUUGAUUUUGAAAAAUAUCUCAAAGUGCACAGGAAUAUCUGUGACACUGACUAAAGCAGCCCGAUCAUGUAAAAUAAAGAUUGCACUGUGACUCUGAUGACACGAAGAGUCUCUUGCAAUAGAUGUACAGACAAAUUUGUUACGAGGUUGGGGCUUCACACUAAUGCUUUGGCACAGGUUCUCUUGUGGAUGGGUGGAUAUAUGAAAAGAAAAAGGCUUAGGCUGCUGACAGUCCGGUGACAGUGAACAUAUAAUGGCUCUGGCAGCUCUGGAUACUAGAUUUUGAUCGAUAUUUGUGUCAGAUUGGAGUUUUUUUCUGUGGAAAGUCUUUUUUGGUGUGCUCACUAAGUGAUGAUAUUGACUCCCUAUCAGUAAAGGCACAUUUUGGAUACACUCAUAUGUAUGUAACUAAUUUUAAAAAUUUACACGCAUACACACUCCCUUAUUAAGGCACUGAGCUGUAUUUCUACCUCCUGUCUUGCAUUAAAACAAAAAAAAAUAUUUAUUUGAAGAAAUGUAUAUCUGUAUGGCAGGCUUAACAGGAUAGAGCCUUGAAACCCCGAAUAGUAAAUGUAUCUAAAUAUGACACCUAUUCCAGAUUUUAAAUGCAGUGUCAAUGGCAAAACGUUCAAUGCAAGUUAUGUAUUUCAAAAUAUGAAAUAAAUAAUAGACAUCAAAUAAAAA